AUGCCCAUUCUAGGCGUCGGUGUUGAUGUUCUCAAUAUCCACCGAAUAAUAGCACUUGUCAAGAGACGGUCUGCGACACGAAUAGCAGCUCGCAUCCUCAGUGACGAAGAACUGACAGUGUGGCAGCCCCUUUCCACGAAGAAUGCUGCAUUAAGAGACAGGUUUCUUGCUGUGCGCUUCAGUGUGAAGGAAGCCGCAUACAAGGGUCUGUAUCCACACGCAAGGCCUACUUGGAAAGAGUUGACAUUCCUUGCCUCUGGGGGCUCUCGCAAGCCCACCCUCACAUACCACCCAUCAGCUUUGGCGACCCCAAUUGGCACGCUUCAUACAAGCAUCAGUCACGACGGUGAUUACGUCUUCUCAACCGUCGUGGUGGAAGGCCCCUUGCUACGAUGA
This is a messenger RNA of Fibroporia radiculosa, 396 nucleotides long. RefSeq lists its product as uncharacterized. Bases 1 to 396 code for a protein of 131 amino acids. Gene Ontology annotation, molecular function: magnesium ion binding; holo-[acyl-carrier-protein] synthase activity. NCBI's taxonomy places the organism in Eukaryota, Fungi, Basidiomycota, Agaricomycetes, Polyporales, Fibroporiaceae. Gene Ontology annotation, biological process: fatty acid biosynthetic process. The transcript is spliced from 2 exons. The record is from RefSeq and is a predicted model, not a curated record.